AUGAGUGAACCAAUUUCCUUGAGAGGAAGAAAUGGGUUCUUGGGAAAUUUGACCGAAAGAGUGGUUCACCAUAUGAAGAAAGUCCUGGACUCACAGGAAUCUCCAUUUUACUGGAUUUUAACUAUCCUGUGUAUGAUUUCGACAUGGUCAGAUUCCUUCUUUCUGUACAGCUUCAAGAUCGACAAUCUUAAAAAUUGUCUUGAACUCGAAAAACGUGCAGCAAUUGAAGCCACUGUUUUCCGCAGUGUUUUUGAUUUCUUGAUUAUUUUUCUUUGUGUACGCGAAAGAGGAAGGGAAGGAGACACUGUGCUUACAAGGCAAAAACCGCUGUAUUUCUGGGUUGAUGUCAUCUUCAGUAAUUUGCCACUACCACAGCUGGUGGUUUCGUUUAUGAUUGCCGGCAUGAGAAGUUGGACACCCUUACAUGCAUUCCGGAUCUUGAAAUAUGUUAUUAUUUUCCAGUACCUACCUAGGUUUUUAAGAAUUUAUAGGUUUUAUAGACAAGCUGAAAGUGCUGAAGGCAUCCUUACUCAAAAUAUAUGGGUAAAUGCUUCAUGUUGUUUCCUAAUUUACCCGCUUGAUGGUCAUAUGCUUGGAGCCUUGUGCUAUCUAUUGGCUGUUGAAAGAUUAAUUCAAUGUUGGCGUAUAGCUGGAACCACUAUCAUUUGCUCUAUGAUAGUAGAUGCAACAGUUUUUGAUUUUGGAAUGUUUCAAGAGGUCAUUCUCUCUGGUGUUUUGGAGAAAGAUUUAAUGACAAAGUUUAUGUUUUGUUUUCACUGGGGCUUGCAGACUAUAAGAUCCUUGGGUGGGAACUUCAAUACAAGUACAGAUGCUUGGGAAAACUUAUUUGCAGUUUUCAUUAAUCUGUUUUGCGUCAUAUUCAUCAAUGUACUUGUGCUGGGAAAAGUGCAGGUGAAUGCGUUUGAAGGAUUCGAAGAACAAAUUUUAAAAGAAAUGUGUGACCAUCUUAAGCCAGUAUUGUAUGCAGAAGGAAGUUAUAUUGUUAGAAAAGACGAGAGAAUCAAGGCGAUGCUCUUCAUCAUACACGGCACAAUACUAUCUACCAUGACUGAAGAUGAUAGUUCCUUUGUGGCUGAGGAAUACAGUGAUGGUGAAUAUUGGGGUGAAGAAAUUGCAAUAUCUUGUUCGCAUCCUCAUUUGAAUUGGGAACCCAUGUCAAAAGGAAAUGUUAGAGCUGCUACUAAAGUUCAAGCCUUUGCUCUAGAGUUGGAUGACCUGAAGAAGGCUUUAGAAAAACAUAAGUAA
Mangifera indica (mango) is the source of this 1266-nucleotide messenger RNA. RefSeq names its product cyclic nucleotide-gated ion channel 1-like. The record is from RefSeq and is a predicted model, not a curated record. Bases 1 to 1266 code for a protein of 421 amino acids. Lineage: Eukaryota; Viridiplantae; Streptophyta; Magnoliopsida; Sapindales; Anacardiaceae. The transcript has 5 exons.